AUGACCAAGUUCAGCUUGAGCUCCUGGCUCACCCCCAAGAAUAAUGGUACCAGCGAUGCCGAACGCAAGCGGCAGAACAGACGGACCUUUUCUGGGUUCUCGUCGUCGUCGCCUUUAAAGACUGGUGUGAACGGCGCAGAGACCGCCAAGGUACCGAACAGCGGCAAGGGAGCACACGUCAACGGCAAAUCUGAUCAGAACUCUGUCAGCACAUUGGAGCCUACCUCUGACGUGGCCACCGAUAGCGCACAACCGCAAGUCUCAGCUACGACCAGCAUGAUCGCACUUUCGCAGAAGAUUGCGAAGGAGACUGAGAAGUUGGAGGCGUACAUGAAGGAGAACGGGCUUGCCAUGCCGUCGUUCGACGUCGAUGCCGCAGAUGACUUCCCCGGGCUGCCAGAGGAUAUCCAGAGGAGCAGGCUGGAGAUCAUACAUGCCACGAAGGAGUUGCGAGACCUGGCGGUUGGACCCCGUGAAAGUGUGAGAUGGGGUGUGUGGGAGUUUCUUGACGUCCUCGCACUGCAACUGAUCAACAACUACGGAAUUGCGAAACUCGUCCCUCUGGAGAAGCCCAUUACUCUGGCAGAGCUUCAGUCCCUCACCCCCCUGGAUCCUGUCAACCUGGCACGCACCCUCCGCAUAGCAAUGACCAACCACGUCUUCUGCGAGCCCUCCCCCGGAAUGAUCGCCCACACCGCGGCGUCUCGCCUCCUAGCCACCGACGCAGAGCUCGCCGCGUGGGUGGGCUUCAACGCCGAGGACAUCUACCCGGCCUCGGCGCACAGCCUCCAGGCGCUGCGGCAGUUCCCCGAGGCCACGUCGCUGACCCGCAGCGGCUUCCAGUUCGCCUUCGACACCGUGGACAAGGAACCAAUGUUCGUCACGUUCGGCAAGGACGAGGACCGGGCCAAGCGCAUGGGGCGCGCCAUGGCGAGCCUGACGGGCGGCGAGGGCUACGAGGUCAGCUUCUUCGUCGACAGCUACGACUUCUCGGAGGUAAAUUCAAAGGGUGGCACCUUUGUCGACAUCGGCGGCAGCCACGGGUUCGUCUGUGUCGACCUUGCGAAGAAGUGGAAGGACAUGAAGUUUGUGGUGCAGGACCUCCCCAAGACGGUGGCGAGUGCGCCCAGCCCGGUGUGCGAGGACGCUGAGGUAGCCGAGAGGGUGGAAUUCAUGGCGCAUGACUUCUUCACGACGCAAAGCGUGAAGGGCGCCGACGUCUAUUACUUCCGCUGGAUCAUGCACAACUACUCCACCCCAUACGCCGUCAAGAUCCUCAAGAACCUCGUGCCGGCCCUCAAGCCGGGGGCGCGCAUCGUCAUCAACGACCACUGCCUGCGCGAGCCGGGCCAGGAGAACCCCUGGGACGAGAAGAUCAUGCGCCGCAUGGACAUGGUCAUGCUCGCGCUGCUCAACGCGCAGGAGCGCACCGAGGCCGAGUUCAGGGAGCUGUUCCGCAUGGCGGACGAGGGUUUCGUGUUCAAGGGAGUUACACGGCCUAAAGGCUGUCGCAUGAGCAUCAUCGAGGCUGUGUGGCAGGGCGAGGACAACGCUUCCAAAGCCGCAGACGAGGUCGAAGAGCAGAAAGCAUAG
Messenger RNA from Diaporthe citri, 1593 nucleotides. RefSeq lists its product as uncharacterized. Gene Ontology annotation, molecular function: O-methyltransferase activity. Lineage: Eukaryota; Fungi; Ascomycota; Sordariomycetes; Diaporthales; Diaporthaceae. The record is from RefSeq and is a predicted model, not a curated record. The coding region runs from base 1 to 1593 and encodes 530 amino acids. The transcript has 5 exons.